This is a messenger RNA of Hemiscyllium ocellatum (epaulette shark), 1968 nucleotides long. It is a transcript of the gene kcnh6a, whose product is annotated as potassium voltage-gated channel, subfamily H (eag-related), member 6a. Gene Ontology annotation, cellular component: membrane. Gene Ontology annotation, biological process: regulation of ventricular cardiac muscle cell membrane repolarization; membrane repolarization during action potential; regulation of heart rate by cardiac conduction. Gene Ontology annotation, molecular function: inward rectifier potassium channel activity. The record is from RefSeq and is a predicted model, not a curated record. NCBI's taxonomy places the organism in Eukaryota, Metazoa, Chordata, Chondrichthyes, Orectolobiformes, Hemiscylliidae. The transcript has 9 exons. Bases 1 to 1968 code for a protein of 655 amino acids.
AUGCCGGUCCGCAGGGGCCAUGUCGCGCCUCAGAACACUUACCUGGACACCAUCAUCCGCAAGUUCGAGAUGCAGAAUCGGAAAUUUCUCAUUACCAAUGUUCGGAUGAAAAAUUGCGCCAUUAUCUUUUGCAACGAUGGCUUUUGUGAAAUGUUCGGCUACUCCAGGGUGGAGAUCAUGCAGAAACCGGGCACCUGUGACUUUCUGUCUGGACCGGCCACACCAGAGAGUGCAAUGGCACAGCUGGCACAAGCCUUACUGGGAUCGGAGGAGAUGAAAGUAGAACUGCUAUAUUACAGGAAGGAUGGCUCCUCCCUGCGUUGCCUGGUGGAUGUUGUCCCUGUGAAGAACGAAGACGGAGCGGUCGCCAUGUUCAUCAUGAACUUCGAGGAGCUGAAGGGAACGGCCCAUUGCUCAGGGACAGGGGACAGCAACCACCGACUCAGCCACGACUGGUUCAGUUCCAGUCGUGGUAAGAGUUUUAGGUUAAAACUUCCAUCUCUUCGCACGAUGACCUUAAGCCAACAGUCUCUGGCCAAGGAGGGUUUUGAUGCAGGGAAUGAUGACCAGUCUGACAGGGACUCCUUGGCCAUGAAGGAUUUCCGAGGCCCCUUGAGUGAAAACCCCACGCAGCCUGAGCAGGAGGCCCUGAUUGAGCUGGGGGAUAAAGCAGCUGCUCAGACUGUCCCCGAACCUAUGGGCCAUUCCCCCCCCAGCCAGGAUCAGGAGCAGCAGGAAUCACAUCUCCAUGGCAGCAGCAGCAACAAACUGAGCCAUGCCCAGUCCCAGGACAGUUUCCACAGCAUCAGGAGAGCCUCCUCCGUCGACAACAUUGAGCAGAUGAGAAGCAAAUUCGAGAAGAAGCUCAGGGAGAAAAGAAUUAAUUCAGACACGGGGAGAAUGAGCUCUAAGCCACACCUCCUGAACUCCACAUCGGACUCGGAUCUGAUGAAGUAUCGCGCCAUCAGCAGGAUCCCUCAGAUCACCCUCAACUUUGUGGAUUUUAAUCCGGACGUCAUCCUCACCCCAUCACCCACGGAGAUCGAGAUCAUCGCUCCCAGCAAAGUGAAAGAGAGAACUCAGAAUGUCACCGAGAAGGUCACACAGGUCCUCUCGCUUGGAGCUGAUGUACUUCCAGAGUAUAAACUGCAGGCUCCUCGUAUUCACAAGUGGACAAUUCUGCACUAUAGCCCCUUCAAGGCAGUCUGGGACUGGCUCAUCCUCCUGUUAGUCAUACACACCGCCAUCUUCACCCCUUACUCUGCUGCCUUCCUGCUUAAUGAUCAGGAAGAGGAGAAGCGUCUGGAAUGUGGCUACUCAUGUAACCCACUGGCCGUUGUGGACCUGAUUGUCGACAUCAUGUUCAUCAUCGACAUCAUCAUUAACUUCCGCACCACCUACGUCAACGAGAAUGAUGAGGUGGUGAGUCACCCAGCCAAGAUCGCCAUCCACUACUUCAAGGGCUGGUUCCUCAUCGACAUUGUGGCUGCCAUUCCAUUUGACCUUCUCAUCUUCAGGUCUGGCUCCGAUGAGACGACCACUCUGAUUGGGCUCCUGAAGACCGCUCGCCUACUGCGCCUGGUCAGGGUAGCUCGGAAACUGGACCGUUACUCGGAGUAUGGAGCUGCCGUGCUCUUCCUGCUCAUGUGCACCUUUGCUCUGAUCGCCCACUGGCUGGCGUGUAUCUGGUACGCCAUCGGGAACGUGGAGAGGCUCUACAUGGUUCACAAAAUAGGCUGGCUGGACAACCUGGGAGACCAGAUCGGAAAGCGCUAUAACAACAGUGACGCCUUGUCUGGACCCUCGAUCAAGGACAAGUACGUGACCGCGCUCUACUUCACCUUCAGCAGCCUCACCAGCGUCGGAUUUGGGAACGUUUCACCCAACACCAACUCAGAGAAAAUCUUCUCCAUCUGUGUCAUGUUGAUUGGAUGUAACCUCCCCAUCACUCUCUACACGACCCCAUGA